Molecule: messenger RNA, 1061 nt
Organism: Solanum dulcamara
Lineage: Eukaryota; Viridiplantae; Streptophyta; Magnoliopsida; Solanales; Solanaceae
Product: methyl-CpG-binding domain-containing protein 5-like
Exons: 3
Coding region: 112-831 (239 amino acids)
Molecular function (GO): DNA binding
Source: RefSeq, a predicted model, not a curated record
AUGAAGAAGAUUUGCUUAAAAAGUACAAAUCAGAAAUAUACUGUCAGUCAUUUCACAUUAUUCAAUUGAUUUUCUUCUCUCUGUUGACUCUUUCAAACGCUUCCCCAACUAAUGACUGAAGCCGCCGCCGUCUCAUCUAUCCCCGGCGAAUUCCGGGAUGACUCCUUACCGGCGGAUCCACUGUUACAGUCCGGAACCUACAUCGACGCUGAGUCGAAUGUUAACGUAGAAACCACCAAACCGAACAAAGGCGCUCUGCCAGAUGAAGGAAAUGUGCCCGAUCUAACUCCGGCGACUACUCUGGAGAUGCAGAAUACGGCGUCGGUGGCUGAAACGGCUACGCCGGUGCGUCAGGGGAGUAGAUCGGCGGAGGUGAAUGUUGAGAGGCCGAGCUGGUUGCCGUUGGACUGGAGAUUUGAAGCGAGAGUUCGGACCAAUGGCGCGACUGCUGGAACUGUUGAUAGAUACUAUUAUGAACCAGCCUCCGGGACUAAAUUCCGGUCAAAGACUGAGGUGCUUUAUUUCCUGGAAACGGGUGGCAAGCGCAAGAAGGCAAUUACUGGCAGUGGCACCGAUGCUACACCAUCUGAGACCCCCCCAAGCAAAAAACCGAAGAAGAGUGGCUCGAAAACAAAGAAGGUUACUUCUUUCUACUUUGAUUCUGGGAAUCCGCCACAGAGCGUGUGCUGGGUUCAGACGGAUACUUCUGCAGAUACUUGGACACCUUCAUGUAAUGGCAGCAUGGUUCCUGGAACCCGGAAACAAGAAUGGGAUGCUGUCUUUUCAAAUGUAUCCAAGCUGAAGCGAAGGAACACACAAACAGGGAGAUAGGCGGCUGUAAUGUGCACUAUACACUAACAGUCAUCGAACCUUUCUCUGCAUCUAUCUAGACUAGAUAGUGUGUCAAAUGCCAUCUGAAUUAGCCUUACUUUUUUUUGGUUUUAGCAGAGGGAUCUCAUAGCUGUUGAUAACUUCUUGUUUUGGCAAAGGUGUAGGCACAAGUUACUUCACCUUAACUCUGUUCAUGAUGUAAUAGUAUGGUCUGUCUUGGUACCACUGAA